Molecule: messenger RNA, 888 nt
Organism: Amphimedon queenslandica
Lineage: Eukaryota; Metazoa; Porifera; Demospongiae; Haplosclerida; Niphatidae
Exons: 2
Coding region: 1-888 (295 amino acids)
Source: RefSeq, a predicted model, not a curated record
AUGGCCGAUAUUGUUAAAAUAGUUUACACUGAAUUUGAAAGUGAGAAAACGCUUUUUGGAAAGGAACAGACAGAAGAAAUUUGUAUUUCAUUACCAAGUCGUUUCGUAAAGUUCUAUGAUAAUGCUCUUGAGUCUGGUGUCAAGAGAAAAAGUGGUGUCGAUUAUGAAGAUGACAUGCUAUACAUACAUCUCAAAGGAAAGUGCACUUUGGAAGCUAUCAAAGCAAGUGAUGAUGAUCUUAGCACCUUCUAUUUGGUUGGUGGGUUUGGAGGCUGCAAGUAUGUACACAAGAAGGUCAAAGCUGCUAUAGAAAAAAGUUUUUAUAGCCAAGGUUGUUCUUUUAAUGUAAUAGUGCCUCCUACUCCUGAAUUAGCUGUUGCUACAGGAGCUGCUAUGUGGCGUAAGAAUCCAGAUAAGAUUAAAGCAAGACGAUCUGAUGCUACAUAUGGGAUAGCCGUAUCUCUACCAUUUAAAGAUGAUGAGCAUGAUGAACAUUACAAGUUUUAUAAUGAAGAUGAAAAAGAAUACAGAUGCACUAAUAUUUUCAGUGUGUUUUUAGAAAAAGGAGAGUUGGUGCAAACAGAUCAAGUCAUUACAAUAAGUUUGACACCACUUCAUCAAUCAGAUAAACAAAUUACCAUCGGUAUUUAUUCCACACCUAAUCUUGGAGUUCGAUACAUUGAAGAUACAAAUGGGAAAAGCACAGUCAUAAAAAUUGGUCAAUUAGUCAUUGAUAUUCCUAAUCCUGAUAACCUGUCAACGGAUGAUCGUCACGUUGACAUCACUAUGGAUUUCAGUGGUACAGAGAUACAGGCUAAAGCAAAGUAUCGUGUUACUGGAGAAGAAGUUAAAACUGUUUGUGACUUCCUGUCUGCUCAACAAACUUAG